Stegostoma tigrinum is the source of this 951-nucleotide messenger RNA. RefSeq names its product E3 ubiquitin-protein ligase TRIM39-like. Gene Ontology annotation, molecular function: protein binding. The coding region runs from base 1 to 951 and encodes 316 amino acids. The transcript has 4 exons. NCBI's taxonomy places the organism in Eukaryota, Metazoa, Chordata, Chondrichthyes, Orectolobiformes, Stegostomatidae. The record is from RefSeq and is a predicted model, not a curated record.
AUGCCUUCGUCUGCUCAGAACCAAGGAGACGUCGUCCGAGAAAAGAUCGAAAAUGCUUUCAACGCUCUACGGAGGUUUCUGGAGAAGGAGCAAGUUACCAUCCAGGGGCAGGUUGAGAUGCAAGAGGAGCAUUUCCUGCAGCAACUGGAAGAAAGCGCCACUCAAAGUGGAGGGAAUCCCAUCACUGUUGAUCACUUGAUCGCAGACAUUAAAAAGAAAUUACCGCAGGAAGAUAUUCCAUUGCUUAAGAACAUCGGCACGAUAUUUGACAAGUCCGGAAACCUAUUGAAGAAGCCGAAGGAAUUGCCAAUGGAUCUGAGCCAGGGUGGAUUUAAUGUCCCUCUGCAGUAUGCCGUGUGGAAGAGGAUGUUUAAGCAUAUUGAACCAGUUCCGAUGCUCCUGACCCUUGACCCGAUGACGGCCAAUUCCCACCUCAUUCUGUCCGGGGAUGGCACCGAGGUGAAGGUGGGAGAGAAGCAAGACGAUAUCCCUGACAACCCAGAGCGUUUCAGUCGCUGGCUCAGCGUGCUGGGCUCGGAGGGUUUCUCUUCAGGCAGGCACAGCUGGGAGGUGGAUGUGGGCGAAAGCACGGUCUGGCAACUGGGUGUCGCCAAGUCUUCGGUGCCCAGGAAGAGGGGCUUCGCGCCCUUCCACUGGCAGGAGAGCCGCAAGUUCUUCACGCCGGAGCCCCAGGCCGGGGUGUGGGCCCUGGCCCUACAGGAUGGAGAUUACACAGCUCUCACCUCACCCCCCGUCGAGCUCCAGAUCAAGGGCAAGCUGAGGAGAGUCGGAGUCUUUCUGGACUACAGCGCGGGCCAGGUCUCCUUCUACAAUGCCGAUGACGUGUCCCACCUCUACACCUUCAAGGACACCUUCACCGAGACCAUCUUUCCCUACUUCUACAUCGCCCACAAGGGGGAUACUCUGAAACUUAUCACCCUGGGCCUGUAG